AAUUUUAAAAAUUGUUUGAAAAAUAUUUUUAAAAUCAAGGAUUAUUUCAAGCGCAACUGGUCGACUCAUAUUUUGCAGGUGUGAAAGGAUCAACUACCCUGUAGUUUCACUUGGCCGGCCUCCACACUGGGCUGGACGAGGGUAAGAUGGUUGACCAAAGAGGUGGAGGAAAAGGGGCUAACCAGUCCUGCCAGUGUCCGGCCGGUGUUUUCUCUCUGCUUAGCUGGAAGCUCCCAGCGCUCAGUGCCGCCUGGCCCAGGUCUAGCUGGGACCCCGGAGAGUGACACCUCCCCACGGUCCCACUGUCCCCGCCCCCUCAGCCUGCUCCGGGCCCGCUUCCACUCACAAGGAACCACCUACCGCGCGCCGGCUCCUUGGCUAGGGCUCCCAGACUACCAGAUAGGACACGGCGCCACCACCGAGCAGAACGGAAAGAGCGGCUUUUUGCGACUUCCGGAGGAAGCGGAAGCUAUACCGGAAGUAGCGGGGCGGGUCAAAGGAGGUGCGGUAUCGAAAGCUCAUGGCGGCUUUGGCAUUAGGGUUGGGCCCGGUUACGUGGCCCCGGGGUGGUCAACUUUGGCGUCUCCUUCCUCGUGGAAUCGAGCGUUGGGUCCUGGAGGAGAGAACUGCGAGAGUCUUGUGGAGGCAGUGCUGCGCGCGGCGGGAGGCGGUGCGGCUGGCCUCCAGGCUCCCUGGCUGCAGCUUGGGAAGCCGGCCCUUAAGUACCACUGUACCGCCAUCCCCUGGGUCGUCAGGUCCGGAGCCGAAGGACCGCAGAGAUCCCACGCGCCCCUCCAAACCCGGGCCUGUUUCCUGGAAGUCUUUAGCAUUCACAUUUGCUAUUGGAGGAGCUUUAUUGGCUGGAAUGAAGUACUUCAAGAAAGAAAAGACAGAGAAGCUGGAGAAGGAACGGCAGCGAAGCAUUGGAAAGCCUUUACUUGGGGGACCAUUUUCCCUCACAACUCAUGAAGGAGAACCCAAAACUGACAAGGAUUACCUGGGUCAGUGGGUAUUGAUUUAUUUUGGUUUCACUCAUUGCCCUGAUAUCUGUCCAGAAGAACUAGAAAAAAUGAUUCAUGUCGUGGAUGAAAUAGAUAGUAUUCCAUCUCUGCCAAAUUUAACUCCACUUUUUAUCACCAUUGACCCAGAGAGGGACACAAAAGAAGCCAUUGCAAAUUAUGUGAAAGAAUUUUCUCCCAAACUGGUUGGUUUGACUGGCACAAAAGAAGAGAUUGAUCAAGUAGCCAGAGCAUAUAGAGUAUAUUAUAGCCCUGGCCCCAAAGAUGAAGAUGAGGACUACAUAGUGGAUCAUACUAUAAUAAUGUACUUGAUUGGACCAGAUGGUGGGUUUCUAGAUUAUUUUGGACAAAACAAGAAGAAUGCAGAGAUAGCUGGCUCAAUUGCUGCACAUAUGAGGGCACACAUGAAAAAGAGCUAGCCAGAGCAGCAUUGUGGAUGUUGUUCUCUUGCCAAAGAGGACAGAAGCUUUGUCUCCCAUAGGAGCCAGUAUAUAUAAUGUGCAGCCUACAGGAUGGCCUUCAUGCCACAAGAACAUCUGUAUUUUAUAUGAGGUGUUCGCCUUGAGUUCAGCCAAUAUUCUUGGAACUGUGAAGAUUACAACCCAGUAUCCCAGGUAACUACCGUGCAUCCAGAGGACCAGGUUAAAAUGAAGGCAAUAGAGAGCAGAGGUCCCAGAAGGACAUUGCAGGGAGAGGCACACUGGAACAACUUCAAAAACAGGGCCCUUGGAGCAAUAUCGCCACCUCUAUGGUGUGUUGGACCCUUCCUUGCUCAUACAGAUCCUGGGACUGAAUUUUACAGAAAGAAGUGCAAUUUCAUAGUGCCCUUGCUUUUCCUCGCCUUGAACUCUUGGUGGCUGUUAAUAUUCAUGUUCAGUGCUCUGCCAUUCAGGGCUAAAUUUUAUACUUGAAAGCAAAAUCUUACUCUUCCUUGUUAAUGAACAUCACUCUCAGUUUUACAUUUCAUUCAUUCCUCGGUCAGCAGAUGCCAGUUUGACUAGUUAAGAGGAAUAAUCUGUCAUUUGGACUAAACUGUUAGUUCAUUUCCUAUAGGGGUCUUUUUGGUUUUUUUAAAGCUUAAUGAUUUUGCCAGGUUUUCAGUGAUGUACCAAAUGAAAACCAGAGGACAUAGAUACUAGAUGUGGUGCAGACUAUUUUUCUGCAUGUUCCACAUUGCACUGAGUGUAAAAUAAAAAUACAUUUAGCUUUCCAACUUGAACAAGCAUGACUUUUCUCCUGGGUAAAGAGUGGGUGCCUAGGAGACAGUACACAUCUCUCAGGCAGGGACCUAUAGACUCAGGUGGGUGCAUGUUAGAACAUUGGCUCCCAGGGCUAUAGCUGCAUUCCUAACAGAAAUCCCUGCUGACUCAGAUGCUGGGGACUACACCUGCACUAAGUGUUUAAUAAAGAAAUAAUAAUAACUUGGCCAUCCUUUGGUAUAUCUGUUGGCUGUUCAAGAAAAUGAUCUUUGAGUGAUGACAUGAAUUUUGACUUUUGUUUUUAAAUUUGACUUCCCUGGUACCAUGUUUGCCCAUCACUAUUUUCUUUUUGAAGCUGCUGCUCUAGGCCAAGUUCUCUGAAUAUUUUUCAGUAAGUCCUAAGCUGCAACAAGUAUAAUGCCUAGUUGGAAAAGAGAUUCUUUUUACACAUCAGUUAUGUUUUAUAUACACAUGCUGUAGCCCUGUCUUUUGGCUUUUAAAUUCUCCAUACUUGGGUCAAAUCUAAUAGAAGUAUUUAUCAUAGUGAAGGAAAACAAAAACUGUAGUUAAAACUGAAUCGUGUUUCUAAGAUUAGUAUGUCAUAGUACUAACCACGGAAUUUCAGAAUGUGAUUGUAUCUGGAGAUAGUUGUGAAGAAGGUAAUUAAAAUGAGGCCGUUUGGGUAGGUUCUCCAUUAGCCAAUAUUACCAAUGUCCUUAAUAAGAGAUAGGAACACACAUGCAUAAGACCCUUUGAAAACAAAAAAGAUGGUCAGAGAGAGAGGUCUCCAGAAACCAACCUGACACCUUAUUCUUGGAGCUCCAAGCUUAGAACUCUUAAGUAACUAAGUAAGUAAAUAAAUGUGUAAACCACUCAGUGUGUGGCAUUUUGUUAAGGCAGUCCUGGGAAACCAAUGCAAUAGCCCAUUCCUUAAUAAACAACUACAAGUAGUUGGUUUGGAAUGACUUUCUCAGGAAUCUUAUCAAGAAAGUUAGGAGGAACUUAUUAAAAGACUAGUCUCAUAUAACAAGACAUAUUAAAUAUCUGAGAUGCCAAACAUUUAGAAAGAUGGCCUGUUUUAAGCCCCAAGCCAUUUGUGUGGCUCACUUUGCAGCAAGCUUGCUCUUGGAUAAACUGUGGACUUCAUUCUCAGCUGUUGCCCUGUUAGAGCUUGUGUAAUGAUCCAGAAAGGGAACAGCAACUUUUUUGAAGAAAUGUUUCAUUUGCUCUUCAUUCCCAUGUCAAGUUUAAAGUCAAGAUGAUAAAACCAGGAAAGAGGGCCCCAGAAAUUUUUACUCAUGAAGUGUCCACUCUAGAUAAUAAAGAUGUAUCACUCAGGUCCUUGCUUGUUCCACGGCUAUGGUGUGCAUAUGGUUACCAUGUGAAUUCAACCAAAACUGCCGGUUCCACUCAGCAGAACAUCCUCUCAGUUGUGCCUCUUGGGGAAAUAAAAGUCAAGACUGCCUGUCAGUGGAUUCUCACUUGACAGUCUUUAUUUGAGUGUUUUCACUGGACUCAAAUGGAAUUAAUAUUGCAAAAAAGGCUCUUCGUUGAUUUGAAAAUCAUAAGAACCCUGUCAAUGGAAUAGGCAUGAAAGUACUUAAUGCACAUGGGUUUAUGAGGCAACUGAUUCCUUAGGUAUGUGUAAGAGCUGAGAUUUAUUGGGAGACUGAUAGGAAUCCGAGAACAUGAUAUGAAAUUGUACUGUGUUUACAUAGGAUUUAAGAAUCUCAUUUGGAACAUAAGGUUAAAAGAAAUUAAAAUUUUCAACCAUAAUCUCCCUUCAUUUUUUUACGUACAAAAAAUUAAAUUGUGUGUGUGUGCAUUGCCUUUAAAAGACCAGUUGUUCAUGCAAGCAUUUUUCAUCCAUUUAGUUUAUACUUUGUACUGGUAGUUACAAGUGACAUUACUCUGAUGAUAUGGGUAGUUACUCCUGUUACUAAUGAUAGGUGCAAGUUAAUAAUCUCUAGCCAUGUCUUCAUUAAUAACACUUUUACAAAUUAAGAGGUAAUUAUUUUAUUUUCUAAAUGUAUUUAUAGCUCGUUCAUUCUGCUUUCAUAAUUAUACCAUAGCCUCAAUAGAGAAAGUUUGGACUAUAUAAAAACUUGAGAGAGGAACACUUAAAAUCACUGUUGUUCCACUAUGAAGAAAUACUAUCUGGAUGCAUUUCCUUUCAGUCUUCAGCAUUUUUAAAUUAGUCUUUUUUUGUACCAGAAGUUCACAAAGCAUUCCAUUAAAACAAUUAGACAUGAUAUAUGGAGCUCAAGUCUCUUGUGUCCCCUAUUCUAGACCCCUCCUCAUAGGUAACUCCUGUUUUGUGUUUGGUGUGAAUCUUCUCACAACAUUUAGAAUCCACUUAGGCUGGAUUCCCAGGCUCGAGUUUUACUACUAAGACUUAGUGAAAAGUUAUUACAUGGCACACUGAUAUUGCUCAGUUUUUAUAAUGACUGGUUUUGGUAAGUAUUGAAGGUCUCCCUCUCUCUUGCCAAGGCUAGGUAGUGGGUAGUUCGCAAGGUAAAUUUUGAUUUUCCCCUCUCCCCAAUGUGCACACACCCACCAGAGUGCAUAGGAUGAUUGCUCAAGAAACAGCAAAAAGCCCAUCAUGACUCAAGUCAUGGGAGAUCAUGAUUCAGUUUUAGCUACAGUUUUUGUUUUCUUUCACUCUAAUAAAAAUACUUCUAUUAGGUUUAACACAGUACUGAGAAUUUAAAAGACAAAAGGGAAUCCAAAACAUGAAAGUGAGAAGAGUCCAGGAGCCACAAUCCAGAGGACUCUCUGGGAAUCACUGCACUUAAGUGUUGGGAGAAGCCCUGGAACAACUGAGAACAGGACCCUAACCCAGUCCAUCAGUCCAAGGGGCUGUUAUGGUUUGAAUAUGAGGUGUCCCCCCAAAAGCUCAUGUGUGAGACAGUAUGAGAAUUUCAGAGGAGAAAUGAUCAGAAUAUGAGAAGUGUAAUCAGUGUAUGAAUUUGCUGAUGGGUUUUAACUAUAGGCAGGUAGGGUGUAGCUGGAGGAAGUAGGUCACUGGGGAUGUGCCUCUGAGGUUUGUAUUUAAUUCCUCGUGGGCAGUUCUCUACUUCCUGGCUGUCAUGAAUUUAGCUGCUUUCCUCUAUCCUGCCCUUCCACAUGAUGGUCUACCUUGGGGGUCUGAGCUAUCACAUUAACUGACCAUGGAUUGAAACCAAGACAAAAUGAAACUUUUCCUCAAGUUAUUCUUUUGGUCUUAGCAACAAAAAGUUGAAUAAAGCAGGAACCCACUGUGAUGAUUGCUUGGAUUCGAUUCACUUAGAAGUCCAAGAAUGCUAAUGUUACCCUUCAAAUGUGAUCUUGAAAAGUCACUUAUGCCGUGUACUAUUUCAUGUGAACAUUUAAUUGACAGAAAACUUGAGUUUUCUUAAUUGUGGAGAUUUUCCAGCCUAUUCAAAGAAUAAUAAGUUUAAUGAGCUUGAUACACCCAUCAGUACUUAUCAACACAGUGACCGAUCUUGUUUCAUCUAUACUUCCAUCUACUCCCUCCACAGUUCAGUCCCAGCAUAUAUUCUCUAAAAGAGACCAACUCUGUCUUUUAAUAACACAACCACAAUCCCAAUAUCAGGCCAAAAAACUGUUAUUGAUUUCCUUGUUUGUAUUAGCUUUCUGUUGCUGUUACAAAAUAACUUGGGAAAAUAAAAUGAGAAUUUUUUAUUUUUG
Molecule: messenger RNA, 5908 nt
Organism: Sciurus carolinensis (gray squirrel)
Lineage: Eukaryota; Metazoa; Chordata; Mammalia; Rodentia; Sciuridae
Gene: Sco1
Product: protein SCO1 homolog, mitochondrial
Exons: 6
Coding region: 521-1438 (305 amino acids)
Biological process (GO): mitochondrial respiratory chain complex IV assembly
Source: RefSeq, a predicted model, not a curated record